AUGAGAAUAUUAAAAACUCACGUAUUGCUUAGAUUUGUAAAUUCUUACAUAGUAGAUUCUCCUCAACCUGCUAAUAUAUCAUAUUUAAGGAACUUUGGUUCUUUAUUAGCACUUUGUUUAGGGAUACAAAUAGUAACAGGAGCCUUUUUAGCUAUGCAUUAUCAACCUAAUGUAGAUUUAGCUUUUAAUUCCGUAGAACAUAUUAUGAGAGAUGUAAAUAAUGGAUGGAUAGUUAGAUAUACACAUGCUAAUGUAGCUUCUUUUUUUCUUUAUCUUUGUUAUUCUCAUGUAGCUAGAGGAUUAUAUUACGGUUCAUACAAAUCACCAAGAGUAUUAGUAUGGUCAAUAGGAGUUAUUAUUUUAAUCUUAAUGAUUGCUAUUGCUUUCUUAGGUUAUGUGUUACCUUAUGGACAAAUGUCAUUAUGGGGUGCUACAGUUAUUACAAAUCUUUUAUCUGCUAUACCUGUAUUUGGUCAAGAUAUAGUAGAAUUAAUUUGGGGUGGUUUCAGUGUAAGUAAUGCUACAUUAAAUAGAUUCUUUUCUUUACAUUAUUUAUUACCCUUUUUAUUAGCUGCUUUAGCUAUAGCCCAUAUGAUUGCCCUUCAUACAGAAGGGUCAAAUAAUCCUAAUGGAGUAACAUCAAAUGGAGAUAGAUAUGCAAUGCAUCCUUAUUUUAUCUUUAAAGAUUUAGUAACUUUCUUUGCAUUCUUUUUAGUAUUAUCUAUUAUUGUGUUCUAUUAUCCUAAUUUAUUAGGUCAUAGUGAUAAUUAUAUUCCUGCUGAUCCAAUGGUUACUCCUGCUUCUAUUGUGCCUGAGUGGUAUCUAUUACCAUUCUAUGCUAUUUUAAGAUCAAUACCUAAUAAACUUUUAGGGGUAGUUGCUAUGUUUGGUUCUUUAGUUAUAUUCUUAAUUUUACCUUUAGUGGAUGUUUCUAGAAUAAGAGGAAACCAAUUUAGACCUGCAAUGAAAUUAGCUUUCUGGUUCUUUGUUGUAGACUUUUUCAUCUUAAUGUGGAUUGGUUCUCAACAUCCUAAUUCUCCUUAUGUUGAAAUAGGACAAAUAGCAACUGCAUUCUAUUUCUCUUGGUUUUUAGUAAUUAUCCCAGUAAUAGGAAUUAUAGAAAAUAGUCUAUUCGAUUUAACCUUAUCAGAAGGAGCUAUCUUGACAGAUGAAGCCGAAAACAAUAAAUAA
Messenger RNA from Pleurotus ostreatus (oyster mushroom), 1191 nucleotides. The record is from the annotation of a RefSeq genome assembly. Lineage: Eukaryota; Fungi; Basidiomycota; Agaricomycetes; Agaricales; Pleurotaceae.